Molecule: messenger RNA, 3743 nt
Organism: Xenopus laevis (African clawed frog)
Lineage: Eukaryota; Metazoa; Chordata; Amphibia; Anura; Pipidae
Exons: 12
Coding region: 146-1498 (450 amino acids)
Source: RefSeq, a predicted model, not a curated record
GGGGGUUGUAGUUCGCCAGGCUGAGCGCGUCCGGUUGAUCCCGAGGGAAAUAGAAGCAAUGCGAACUACAGUUCCCGGCGGCACUGAGGGGGAUUAGCGCUAAAGGGAAAAGAGCCGGGUCUGGUUGGGCUGACAGAAGUGCAACAUGUCUGGGAAAGUGAAGGUGCGAGCGGCGGCCAAUGCCGAGUCCAUGUCUGGGGCCGUGUCUGUCAAUGAGCGGAUCCUGCGGGACUGUCACUCCUUAUACAGCGACCCCGAGACCGGUCUCAUCUCUCUCGCCUCCCACCUGGGAAUUUCUUUCCUGCCCCCCCGCAAGAAGAUCUUUGUGAUGCUGAUGGGGAAUCACUCGGCCGGGAAGAGCAGCUUCAUUAACUGGUAUAUCGAGGAACACAUACAGAGGACGGGAGUUGCCAUCGAGACCCAGGGAUUUGCCUUUAUAACCAGCGGCCGCAAGAGGGAAUCACUGACGGGUGAUGCCACAAUGCACUUGUACCCGCACUUCAAACCCUUACAGUCGUUUGAGGGUGUUUCCGAAUACCUCUCUACGGAAAUCUCCACCUCCCGCCAGAAGAAGUUCAGUUUGGUGACAUUCGUGGAUACCCCGGGCCUGGUGGACGGGGACAUGAAAUAUCCCUUUGAUGUCAACAAAGCCCUUCUGUGGCUCGGGGAGCUGUGUGACCUGGUUCUGGUUUUCUUUGACCCAAUGGGCCAGGCCCUCUGCAAACGAACGCUGGAUAUAGUGGAGAAGAUUAACGAGCAUCACGGGGAGAAGCUCCGAUUCUAUCUGAGUAAAGCAGACGAGGCUGGGGGAGAGAGUGACCGACAGAGAGUCCUCAUGCAGAUCGUUCAGGAGUUGUGCAAACGGCCCGGACUGAACAAGUGCGGCUUUGAUAUGCCAACUGUCUAUAUACCCAACCCCAACAAGCCCAGCCGCUGUGUCAAUCAGAUAGAAGAGGUGUGCCAGACCAUAGAGAAGACCAUCACCCAGACAGUCCAGAGCACCCUCAACACCCUGGGGAGAGACUGCCAGAGACUGACUGACAGCAUCCAGGCCAAGCUACAGGAAGAUGAUGAAACCAUCAGCAGCAACCGGCGUGCCCGACUUCGAGGCUGUAUGUUUGGCCUGAUGGGAUUAAUGAUUCCACUUUUCCUAUUGGCCUCGGCCCUAUUUGGCACCAUCCCUGAGGAGAUCUGGCACUCGAUGCUGGGGAGAGAUGGAGCCGAAGCUCUGGCACUCUAUCUGUCCCCUCUGCAGUCCGUGUGGUCGGUGCUCCCGGAGGGUUACGUGGCCCAUGUGUUUGUGACGUUGGCCAUCUUGUCUGUGGUGUUUGUGCUAGUGGCCCAGAGGUGUUUCAGGACCCGUGAGACUCUGAGUAAGAAGCAGCGCCGGUACCUGCUGGAUCGUCAUGCCUAUGUCACUGAUGUGGUGUCCCACAAUAAGAAGCAACUCUAUGAGGAUUAUCUGAAGCAGAGCGUUGGGGAGCAUGACAUGAGCUGAUUGGCUGUUGGAACCACCCGUCUCUUGUGGCACUCGGGAGGGCCGUUGGCUCCCCAUGCCUUUUCCACCAUUGACCUCAACCUGAGAACCAGAGGGGCAUCAAUGCUCUGACUUACCUCAUGAAAUAACCUUUUACAGAUUCCUCUACCCUUUAUAUUCCAACUAGAACUGGUGCUACUGGGCUUGUGUCUGACAUUUGUCCUGGAGCAACUUGUCAACCUAAAGACUGGACUUCAGUUUGGUAAUCCACGUCUACUCUAUCCCCUCGCCCUACAGACUGGACGUCAGUUGGGUAACCCACGUCUACUCUAUCCCCUCGCCCUACAGACUGAACUUCAGUUGGGUAACCCACGUCUACUCUAUCCCCUCGCCCUACAGACUGAACUUCAGUUGGGUAACCCACGUCUACUCUAUCCCCUCGCCCUACAGACUGGACGUCAGUUGGGUAACCCACGUCUACGCUAUCCCCUCACCCUACAGACUGGACGUCAGUUGGGUAACCCACGUCUACUCUAUCCCCUCGCCCUACAGACUGGACUUCAGUUGGGUAACCCACGUCUACUCUCCUCCCCUAGACCUACAGACUGGACUUCAGUUGGGUAAUCCACGUCUACUCUAUCCCCUCGCCCUACAGACUGGACUUCAGUUGGGUAACCCACGUCUACUCUCCUCCCCUAGACCUACAGACUGGCCUUUAACUGGGUAACCCACGUCUACUCUCCUACCCUCGCCCUACAGACUGACCUUUAACUGGCUAACUCACAUCUACUCUCAUCCCCUAGACCUACAGACUGGCCUGUAGUUGGGUAAUCCAUGUCUACUCUCCUCGCCUCGACCUACAGACUGACCUUAAACUGGGUAACCCACAUCUUCUCUUCUGCCCUUGACCUACAGACUGGUCUUUAACUGGGUAACCCACGUCUACUCUCCUCCACCUACAGACUGGCCUUUACCUGGGUAACCCACGUCUACUCUACUGCGCUCAACUUACAGACUGGCCUGUAGUUGGGUAACCCCCAUCUACUCUACUCCCCGCUACCUACAGACUGACCUUUAACUGGGUAACCCACUCCCCUCAACCUACAAUUGGUCUUUAACUGGGUAACCCACGUCUGCUCACGUCCCCUCGACUUACAACUGGUCUUUAACUGGGUAACCCACGUCUACUCUCCUCCCCUCGACCUACAGACUGGACUUCGUAUGGGUAACAUGUCAACUCUAUCCUCUCGCUCUACAGACUGGACUUCAGUUGGGUAACCCACGUCUACUCUAUCCCCUCGACCCCACAGACUGGACUUCAGUUGGGUAACCCACAUCUACUCUCCUCCCCUAGACCUACAGACUGGCCUGUAGUUGGGUAACCCAUGUCUACUCUCCUCCCCUAGACCUACAGACUGGCCUGUAGUUGGGUAACCCACGUCUACUCUCCUCCCCUCAACCUACAGACUAACCUUAAACUGGGUAACCCACAUCUACUCUUCUGCCCUUGACCUACAGACUGGUCUUUAACUGGGUAACCCACGUCUACUCUCCUCCACCUACAGACUGGCCUUUACCUGGGUAACCCACGUCUACUCUACUGCGCUCAACUUACAGACAGGCCUGUAGUUGGGUAACCCCCGUCUACUCUACUCCCCGCUACCUACAGACUGGCCUUCAGUUGGGUAACCCACGUCUACUCUACUCCCCUUGACCUGCAAUUGGUCUUUAACUGGGUAACCCACGUCUACUCUCCUCCCCUCGGCCUACAGACUGGACUUCAGUUGGGUAACCCACGUCUACUCUACUGCCCUCGACAUACAGGUUGGCCUUUAUCUGGGUAACCCACGUCUACUCCCCUCAACCUACAGACUGGUCUUUAUCUGGGGAACCCACGUUUACUCUACUGCCCUCGACCUACAGACUGGCCUUUAACUGCGUAACCCACAUCUACUCUACUAUUUGUUACAGUGAGUCUCUUGUUACAGAGACUCGGAGCUCCGCCAUUGAUAUGAACCCUCCUUCCCAUAAGCCACAAACACUACUGCAUUGCAAAGGAAUGGCGACUGUGUAUAGUGAUACUGAGCGCUGUAGUAUAUUGGGGUAGCGGCUCCUCUCAUAGAUUUCCUAGUGCCUUUUGUUUUUUUAUGUUAACAACUGUGAAACCUGCCAGUCUUCUAACUGCCAGUAUUGGGGGUGAUGUUGCCAUGUAGCAGUCUGUGAUGUUUUUGCUUUUGUACAACAAAUAAAUAAUUUUCGGACGCCC